AUGUUGGACCAGCUGAAAGUUAUACCAACAAGGCUCCCCUAUGCUCUUAAACGCCUUAACCUAUGUUGCAUUACUCUGGGAGAAUUCUUUGAUCUUUCCUUUGCUCUUUGCUUGAUAAGAAGCUCCCCAAAUUUAAAAGAAUUUGAAACUGAGGUGUAUGGUUAUCUUGAUGGGGAUUAUGAUGAACCUGUGCCCCAGGAUGCUGUUGAUGAUAUUCCUGCAAGUUUCUUGGAUAUGACACUUAAUAACCUGAGGACAGUAAAGAUUUACGGUGUAACAGGAGCAGCGGCUGAAAUGCAGCUUAUCAAGGUUUUAUUGGCCAAGUCUCCAACACUGGCCAGAAUGGUAAUCAGGCCCUGUGUAAUGGAAGAUAAAGAAUCUUUCAAAGUACUCGCUGAGAUAACAAAAUUUCCGCGCGCAUCUUCUAAAGCAGAAGUUGUGUAUAGUGUAGAUUAGAAUCCA
Messenger RNA from Solanum stenotomum, 462 nucleotides. RefSeq lists its product as uncharacterized. Lineage: Eukaryota; Viridiplantae; Streptophyta; Magnoliopsida; Solanales; Solanaceae. The record is from RefSeq and is a predicted model, not a curated record. Bases 1 to 456 code for a protein of 151 amino acids. The transcript has 2 exons.